Molecule: messenger RNA, 2133 nt
Organism: Astrephomene gubernaculifera
Lineage: Eukaryota; Viridiplantae; Chlorophyta; Chlorophyceae; Chlamydomonadales; Astrephomenaceae
Source: the annotation of a GenBank genome assembly
CGUUAGGCAGACGUCCUAGAACCGGUCUGGUCGCGUUUGUGGCUUCUGGCUCAGUCAACCACAACCGGCCAUAAUGUCCGGCUCCGUUGCUGCAGUCGGAAAUCCAGACUUCCGACACUUCCCCAUUAACUUUUCACCUACACGCUUCUUACUUAGUAGGAAGUGGAUACUGCACCGGCCAGAUGCGUCUGCGUCUUUAUUGGCACGAACCCCUAUCAUAUGUCCGAAACCCUGCAACUGGCAGCAACUGAAGGCAACUCCAACCAACCCAUAAGCGUGGCCAAGGGCGUUGGCAGAAGACACGUGUAACUUUGUAUAGAUAGGGAUACCUUUGAUAUGUAUUCGGGUCCAAUGCUUUUGUCCGUACGCUAGGGCCAGCCAGAACAAGGAGUACGCACCUUACGGACACAUGCCCUUGCCCUGCAAGGCUUCAAGGAAGAUACCGAUUGUGCAGUCUGUGCCAUUUGCUCCAUGAUCGGAUUCGGCCUGUGCGUACCUGUGCCUUUGGCCUUUACGAGAGGCCUUAAGCGGCGUCCGUGUCCUCUGACAGGGUUUCUCAACAGCCGCGGGCAUCAACUAGCGCAUUACGAAGGUGUUGUUGUUGCUUUACGGCCCGGGAGAAAAUCGUGGGUUGGUACAGCACCGGGCCAAAGCUGCGUGAGGCGGACCUUGACAUUAACGAGCUCAUACGCCAGUUCUGCGACCACCCGGUGUUGGUGAUUUGCGAGGUCCAGCCCAAGGAGGUGGGGCUGCCCUUCACCGCCUACUACUCGGUGGACGAGGUGCGCACCGACGGCACCGAGAAGGCCAAGAAGGUGUUCAACAGCCUGCCCACGGAGGUGGGGCAGACGGAGGCGGAGGAGAUCGGUGUGGAGCACCUGCUGCGCGACGUGAAGGACGCCACGCUGUCCUCGCUGGCGGGCGAUGUGGCCUCCAAGCUCAUGGCGCUCAAAGGACUGCAGUCCCGGCUGGCUGAGAUCUCCGAGUACCUGGGCCUGGUGCUGUCGGGGCGACUGCCCGUCAACCACGAUAUCAUCAACUACGUGCAGGAGAUCUUUAACCUGCUGCCCAACAUGAACGUGGAGUCGCUGUCCAAGUCGCUGGCAGUCAAGUCCAAUGACAUGAUGCACGUCAUCUACCUGGCCUCGCUGGUGCGCUCCAUCCUGGCGCUGCACAAGCUGAUCGACAACAAGGAGGGGCGGCUGUGGACGGAGCGGGAGGCGGCCAAGAAGGCGGAGGAGAAGGACAAGGCGGCGAAGAAGGACAAGGAUGGCAAGGAGGCGGGGAAGGAUGGGAAGGAGGUAGAGGCGGCGAAGGACGGCAAGGGCGCGGACGGGAAAUAGGUUAAGGAGGAGGAGGGGUUAGGAAGGGGCGGAGGGGAGCACUGGAGGAUGGAGGUGCAGGGAGGGGGUUGUAGAAGGGGGAUGGAAGGCAGGAAGGGAGGGCUGCUUGAGUAGUGGUGGGACCGCUACGAGCGCUGGACAUGAUGUUAUUAGCAUACUGCUGGACGAGGAAGUGCGGCGGGGGUUAGAACACGAAUUGCUGAUGGUCGAGUUGGUGUGGUUUUGCUGGCGGCUCUCCUUCCGUGAAGUGGGGCUGUCUGGGAACCUGUGAACUUGGGGUGCGCAUGCCAGCAUGCACCUGGGUAGUGCGUAGCAGCAGCAGCAGCACACAAGUCGCCCAUGCAAGCAGGUAGUAAUGAUCACCACCUCCCUAGAUGGUGUGGAGGUUUGCUUGCAUGUCGGACAUCUGCUUGGCGGGUGGAUAACGCAAACCUGGAUGCUGGCGCUGCUGCCGGGGGCUGGGGGCUCGGCACGGCGCAAGGAGUGCUUAGCAGAAGGCCCUAGUGCCCAAGGAAUGCGUGUUGCAUGUUGCGUUGACGUGCCGUGUUCGUGUCGGCACGUGUGCCUCGGGGCUAGGUCGGCGAAGGAGGAGGGAGGCGGGGUCCCCCCGUCUGGCUUCAAUCCGAAGGGGAGAUUCACGUGUGCGCUGUUGCUGGAGAUUACGAGGGGACCGGUAUGCGGGUAGGGCUUCAUGCCAAAUUGUAUGGGGCGGCCUGUGAAGGGCGACAGUUGACGGCAUGCGACACAUCUCCUACUGGGCUGCUGUCCUUUGUAAGAAGACUAUUUGAGG